Trichoderma citrinoviride is the source of this 2158-nucleotide messenger RNA. RefSeq lists its product as hypothetical. The coding region runs from base 494 to 2158 and encodes 554 amino acids. The transcript has 4 exons. NCBI's taxonomy places the organism in Eukaryota, Fungi, Ascomycota, Sordariomycetes, Hypocreales, Hypocreaceae. The record is from RefSeq and is a predicted model, not a curated record.
CCCGGUCAGCGCCAGCACACCAUGCAGGCCCCUGCAAAGCGAGCCUAUCAUGCUUGAUGAAGGCGCGCCAGCGCACUCCUGCGGCCAGCACAGAGACCUUUCCGGCGGCCGUCUAUUGGCACGCGGAGUGGUGAGACACGCUGGCAGCGGGGGUAUUGCGUCUCUCAAGAUCGGGAGUCAGACUGGACCGCAACGAUAAAACCCGCAGGGCCCCCUCGUUGCCCAACGUUCUCUCUUGAUUCUUCUUUCAGCCCAACGGUUUCUGCCCAAAACACCCUUGAAUCCCUUGCCCUCGCCUCAAGACCGACUUUUCGCUUCCCUUUUGUAUCCACUUGCAACCCCCAUCCCAUCAGUCAGCCGUCGGGAAACUGCAAGCCAAUCCAAGGAACCGUUUUGCCGCCGACAUCACUUCGAUCUCUCACCGUCAACUACUCCAAGUUGACCUGCCGGAUCUCCCAUCCAGGGCCUGUUCACAGAUUCCUCCCUGGAUACAAUGACAGUUGCUCUUGGGCCUCACCAGGCAACCAUGCCUAGCUACAACAAUGUUGACCUUGACGAGGUCUCUUCCCUGCCCAGCGACUUCAGCUACCCCCAGUCGUCCAUGGCCUCGACUGCCCCUGCCAUGUUUUCCUUUUCUCACACAGAACCAUCGACGGACCUGAACGGUUCGUCAUGGGGUGCAAAUGCAGAAGGGCCACAGAACCUACAUGACUACCCGGACAAUGGAUCAUCGCACUCAGGAGAAGCCGAGGAAUAUCUUUUCACUUCUGGUCACAACUCACCUAGGGGACCAAGACUUGAUCAGGCCCAACCCGCUGAGGUGGCAUGGACCGCCGCUCCCAAGGCGGUCAUGUCCAUCGCUACAGGAGCCCAGUCUAUGUCUCGAGCCAGCUCGAGCUGCUCCCACGGCUCUGCUGUUUCACCGACACAGAUGCCUAAUAUGAGCGUCAGAGGUAAUGCACAAGCUUUCCGGAGUGGACCUCACCCUGCUGGCCCCAUGGCCGGAAUGGACUCCUGUCUUUUGCUGGACUCCGAUGCCCACGGUGUUGCUUCCCACAUGUACUGGCCCGACUACACCCUCGAAAUGAACCUUGGCGCCGACGGCGUGGCUUUCCCCGUUCCCAAUGUGAACCCGCUCCACGUGGUUCCUUCACAGAUGCACCUUGCCAAUGAUGCCGUCCCGGAUGCGUCAUCCCCCAGCACCUGGGAUUGCUUUUCUAGCUCCAUCUCCAGAACCUCCACCCCUGCCACCAUUGAUGAUGCUUGGCAACCCGCUCCCUUCAGCCCCGAGACUUCCCCCGAACUUUGCCGAUCGCCUAGAGACAGAAAGAUCCCAAUGAUGCCGGAGGAUAUGCAUGCACGCGCCGUUUCCCAUAUGGAGGAUGCCUCGGCUCUCCCCCAAGCCUAUACCGCUCGCCGACAGGGAAGUGAGGGGGAGUCUGCCAGAGACCAUGCCUUGUACAAGAACGUCACUCCCCAGGCCGACGGUCUUUUCCACUGCCCUUGGGAGGGCCAGCCAAACUGCAACCACAAGCCCGAGAAGCUUAAGUGCAACUAUGACAAGUUUGUUGACUCUCACCUGAAGCCCUACCGCUGCAAGGCUGAGGCUUGUGAGGGCGCCAGAUUCUCCUCCACCGCGUGCCUCCUUCGCCAUGAGCGCGAAGCCCAUGGCCUGCAUGGCCAUGGCGACAAGCCUUUCCUCUGCAUGUACGAGGGCUGUGAGCGAUCGAUUCUCGGCAGCGGUUUCCCGCGCCAGUGGAACCUUCGGGACCACAUGAAGCGAGUUCACAAUGAUCACGGCAGCGCUGGCGGCUCCCCUACCGGAGCUGCUCAGCAGGCUGCCAAGGGACGGAAGCGCAAGUCUGAUGCUUCCGAGACCCAAGUCCCUACCAGCCGCAAGGCCUCGAUCAAGUCGAUGCCUGCCCCUGAGCCCAAGCAGCCCCCUGUCAAGCCUCUUAUCGAGCAGUGGCUGGACCAGCGCAAGGCGCUGGAAGAGAUUGUUCACCGAAUGAACAAGCCAGACGAUGCCCAGAGCCUCCACCACAUCUCGGAGGCCCAGAAGCGUCUUGACAUUAUGUUCAAGAUGGCCACAGACGUUGCCAACGUCGCCCCCAAGACAGAGAUGCAGCCCGGUCGCAGACACUACCUGAUCGGUUAA